Fulvia fulva is the source of this 4731-nucleotide messenger RNA. RefSeq names its product Hybrid signal transduction histidine kinase K. The transcript has 5 exons. Gene Ontology annotation, biological process: phosphorelay signal transduction system; phosphorylation. The record is from RefSeq and is a predicted model, not a curated record. Gene Ontology annotation, molecular function: phosphorelay sensor kinase activity. Bases 1 to 4731 code for a protein of 1576 amino acids. Lineage: Eukaryota; Fungi; Ascomycota; Dothideomycetes; Mycosphaerellales; Mycosphaerellaceae.
AUGACCAGUUCCGACAAGCCUAGCAUCUUCACAUCGAGAGACUCACUCCCACAGCCGCCGCCGCGCACCAACGCUGCUCCCGGGCGCGCACCGCGAACCUCGUCGCCCUUUCGCCGACAGAGCACCAGCGAGUAUCUUGGCGUGCUUGGACCCACUGCCAUACCGCCUGCCGUUGGAGACGCGGUAGCCGACGAUACCACCGCAGCCUCUUCCGCUGCAGAUCCCGAUCCGUCGACCCUACCCAUUGUUAACAAGAACACUGAAGAAGGCUCGACGCCACUGCCCAGCUCCAAUACAGCUUCGCCUUCAAUAUGGAAUAGCUUUACAGGACACAUUCCCAGUGCAAGCUCCACAGCCGCGCCAGAAGUUCGCAGGGCGAGCGUGAGCUCCGGACAACCAGAUACCACAUCGUCGCCCUACGAGCGACCGAGUGCACCUCUGUUCCCGCGCACGCCGCCAACCUCUGCGCCCACGAGCCAUCCCAAGCGAAAACACGCGCCAGCGACGCCGCGCAGUGACUCUCAAGAUCCGGGGUCAGAGCCAUCGAGCAAGCGCGCAAGGCCGCGUCCUCGGCUCAAGCAUACACUCGACAGCAAUACGUAUGGUUCCUCCACAUUCGCCCCCGCUGUCGAACCGCCAUCGCCUCUGUUUUUCAGCAACAGUCCUCGUCCACGGCCCACGCUACCGCCACGCUUUUCGAGCAGCGAGGCGGCGGCGAGAAUGCUAAGCAAGACGCGCGCGGAAGAUAGUCACGUUAAGACUGUGAGCUUGGCACGUGGCACAGUGACAACGCCAGCAGUUGGUAUACCGUUACACAACACCAACAUUACCAGUGCGCCCCACAGGAGAAGUCUAGAAAGGAGCAUUACCGGCCGCAGUAGUAGCCCGGACACGAUCAGUAAUGGCGCGAAAGAUGGACAUUCGGGCAUGACAGGCAUGCUGAACAGCAUUGGGAUUAUCGAGCUGCUGGAGCAAGACGAGAGACCUACGUUCAUUGUCGAUCUUGGGGACAGUUCGAAUUAUGGCCCUGGUCAGCUUCAUCUACUAUUUGCGAACCUUUCAUUGAAGCAGUACGAUGGGAUUGUCAGCCUUGUGGCCGGGACCAGCCUUGAGGAGUUCUCGCCUGGAGCUAAGACGUUCUUGCAGUUCAAGUCGUGGCUGCUCAGUGCUGCCAUCAAUGGCGAAAGCUUGAAUGUUUGUCUAUCACCUUUCAGCUACGCGAACAUGACAUGGAGCUAUUCCACGCUAAGAAAGAGGCUGCGGAUCAUUAGUGGAGCUUUCAACACACCCCCGGCAUCUUCGACUGCCGCCAUGCGUGUCAGUGUCCCUCCUGGUGGCACCAUUCCUGAGCAGCUAGAGAUGGUUCCUGAAGUGCACGACUACUUCGGACACGCCGGUCAGGAGAGCAGGAUACCAGAGAGUUCGAACAACAGCAGCGUCAGCGGAGUCUUGCCCACAACUGAAUCCGGUCAGGCAUUUGCCCACGAUGCUUUGCUACGCGUUCCUCCCGAUCUCGACCUCUCCGGCGCAACGGAUCUGCUCCCGAAUCCAUCUACGUAUGUACAGCCAUCCUUGAAUGCUGGUGCGAACGAUCUUACCCCUGGCGCGAUGUCUGUUGUCUCGAGUUCUACAAGCAACCAGAGUCGCCUUGCUAACGAUGGCAUGACGAACAGCCAGAUCGCCACUGUUUCGUCCGACUCGCCUUCCUUUGAUUGGACUCGUUUACCUGUGACCGACAGCAUGCCCAAACACAUCCAAUUCGCCCGCAGCAUCGACUGGGCGAGCACAAGCCUGGGACCAAUCGAAGACUGGAGCUCUGACCUGAGACAGAUGUGCAAUCUCAUCAUGGCUAGUCCGCAUCCAGCCGCCAUGUAUUGGGGAGAUGAUUUGAUUGCCAUUUACAAUGAAGCGUACAUCCUGUUAGCGGGUCAAAAGCACCCCUCGCUCAUGGGCAAGAGUUACCGAGUUGCAUGGUCCGAAAUCUGGAACGAGGUUAAGGACGUCUUUGCCAGUGCUAGAACGACCGGAGAAGCCACGAUGAAAGAUGACGAUUGUUUGUUCAUACGUCGGAGUGACCAUCUCGAAGAAACGUACUUUAGCUGGAGCAUUAUACCUAUGGUAGGGCGUGAUGGUAGUGUCAUGGGCCUCUACAAUCCAGCAUUCGAGAAGACGCGUAGGAAGAUCGCGGAGCGUCGGAUGCUAACAUUGAGAGAGGUAGGUGAAAGGACCGCCUCAGCUCGUGAUGUGAAAGGUUUCUGGGCACAAGUUCUGGGCUCUUUCGAAUUCAACGAGUACGACAGCCCGUUUUUGCUGUUGUACUCUGUCGCAGACGAGAACGACAGUGACACUGGAAGUAUACAUUCGAACUCGGUACUUUCAACACGGCAAGCUAUGCUCGAAGGUUCUUUAGGCAUACCCGAUGGACACCACGCGAGCCCGGCGGUUAUUGACCUCAAAACGGGAAUGGAAGGCUUUGGGCCAGUCUUUCGCGAAGUUAUGAAGACGGACAAGCCGGUACUUCUUGAAGUCGGUAGCCGCGACCUACCAGCAAGUCUUCUAGAUGGCCUCGAAGUGCGUGGAUUCGGCGAUCCAGUAAAGGCAAUCGUGAUAUGUCCUAUCCACCCAACUACAGGAGAUCUUGUCUUGGGCUUCUUGGUAUUGGGGGUGAAUCCUCGCAGGCCAUACGAUGAUGACUACGGCCUUUUCGUGCAGCUUCUCAGUCGACAGCUUGCGACGUCUUUAGCAUCUGUGGUCCUAUUUGAGGAAGAGAUAAAACGAGGCCAGCGCGCAGCAAAGCUCGCAGCCCUGGACCGUAUUGAGCUCUCGGAGAAGCUGGCUGCACGCACUGCGGAAGCCAUUGAAAGUGAGACGAAGUUCACCCGUAUGGCCGAGUUCGCUCCCGCUGGCCUAUUCAUCGCCAAUAGCCAGGGCAAAAUCACUUUCGCAAAUGAUGUAUGGUACGACAUUUCCCGUGUUCCGAAAGACUCUUCUAUGGCAGACACCUGGAUGGACGCGGUAAAGCCUGAGGACCUGGACUUGGUCCGCCGGUCGUGGACGGAUCUUGUCGUUAAUGCUAAAGCCAUUUCCAUCGAAUUUCGAUUCAAGGCGAAGUGGAGAGACAGCGACGGGAACAGUAGCGACACCUGGGUUCUGUUUAGUGGAUACCCUGAGAAAUACGACGACGGCAAGUUGAAGAGCAUGUUUGGCAGUAUCACCGAUAUCAGUCAACAGAAGCACGCAGAAGGACUGCAGUUUCGAAAGAUGGAGGAAGCCGUGGAAAUGAAACGACAACAGGAGAACUUCAUCGACAUUACAUCACAUGAAAUGCGCAAUCCACUUUCCGCCAUCUUGCAAUGCUCAGAUGAAAUUGCAACUUCGCUCACUAGGUUUCGGCAAGGUGGCGAUCGCACAGUCCCGGAUGAGUUGAUCGCGAGCUGCCUUGAUGCAGCCCAGACCAUCAGUCUUUGCAGUCAGCAUCAGAAGAGGAUAGUUGACGAUAUCCUCACGUUGAGCAAACUCGAUUCACAACUGCUUCUAGUCACGCCUGUUGAUGCUCAGCCACUCACGGUGGUGAAAAGAGCACUGAAAAUGCACGAGGGUGAACUGCAGGCCGCUGAUAUCCAGAUGAAGUUUGUAGUGGAUCAAUCUUUCCGCGACCUGGACUUGGACUGGGUCCGCUUCGAUCCCAGCAGAGUACUACAGGUACUAAUCAAUCUCACAACCAACGCGAUAAAGUUCACCGGGACGGAAAGCAGACGAACGAUCACUGUCACCAUCGCUGCUUCCACGAAGCCACCUAGUGAGCUGCCAAAUGUGCCUGUUCGAUAUUUCCCCACCAGGAGGAGAAACGAGACUCUUAUGGACGAAAAGGACUGGGGCGACGGAGAGAAAGUCUUCAUCCAUUUUGGUGUGCGAGACACCGGCCGUGGUCUUAGCCCUGAAGAAAAGAAGUUAUUGUUCAUCCGAUUCUCUCAAGCCUCUCCAAGGACCCAUGUCACAUACGGUGGAUCUGGUCUUGGCUUGUUCAUUAGUCGAGAACUGACAGAGCUGCAAGGUGGCGAAAUUGGUGUGGAAAGCGAAGCUGGUAAGGGCAGCAUAUUCGCCUUCUAUGUCGCGGCGAGAAGAACGACAGCACCUCAGGAUACCACAGACUCGGGUGUAGGGGCAAAAAGGCACAACCCGCCUUCUUCCAAGAGCAAGUCCACACCUAUGGUACCUCCCGCUGAAAAGGGCAUCGUCGUGCCACGUACAGAAGACUCGAAGACGACACGAGGCACGAAUGGGCAGAAGCCCGCAAAGAAGGUCCUGAUCGUCGAGGACAACCUGGUGAAUCAGAAAGUGCUGCAGAAGCAGCUGAAGAACAACGGCACCGAAGUACACUUGGCUAAUCAUGGCGGAGAAGCAUUGGAGAAGCUGAUGCAGUCAACCUACUGGCUCGAUAGUAAACCGACGGACCAGAAGCUGGAGCUGGGUGUCGUACUCAUGGACCAAGAAAUGCCCGUGAUGGACGGGCUUACAUGUACUCGCAAGAUACGCGAGCUUGAAGCUGAAGGCAAGCUUACCGGCCAUAUUCCGAUCAUUGCGGUAACAGCGAAUGCUCGUGCAGAGCAAAUACAGACUGCAUUGGAUGCAGGAAUGGACGACGUUGUGAGCAAGCCGUUCAGGAUACCAGAGCUGAUGCCCAAGAUCGAGGAGCUCAUGGAGAGGUAUCCUAUGCCACCAGCGCGAUGA